AUGGUUGAGACACUUAACCAUCUCGGUGACCUACACAAGGGAUAUGAAAAUGAGGACCUGAGGUCAAAGGUCCAUCUCCUGGAGACAUCCCUGCAGCAGAAGCUCGAGCAGUUAUUACGGCUGGAGACACAAAUGAGCAACAUGCAGUGGAGGAACGAGGGGGAGGCGAGGCAGCUGGUGGAGAGAGUGCGAGGACUUCAACUCGAGCUUGAACAAUAUCGAGAACGGCCAGCGGAGAUACAGUACGUCACCCAGCGAGUGGAGGUAGAUUCUCCAGGGACACUGAAAUCACUCCAGGAUUGUGAGCAGAGAAACCGGCAGCUCCUGGAUCAGCUCUCAGUACAAGGGGAGCAGUUCAGCAAACUGGAGCAACAACUGAGGGGCUCUCAGGAGAACAGCUUGGAACUCAAAUACAAGAUUCUGGUGUACGAGGCUGAGAUUCAGAAACUCCGCGAGGAGCUCCUUCAGAAGAUCAGUCACCUGGAGGCAAGCAAGGAUGAAGCUGUCAAAGAGGCGUCCGAAUGUUCCGAGGAUCACCUGGAGGAGCUCCGACAGCAGUUCACAGGAAUGCAGCAGAACCUGAGCACAUUGAAACCGGUGCUGAAGACGAUGAAAGUGAAUUACUGCAGCCUGCGGAGUCAGGUCAAAAACUUCUCCCAGAUUUACGAAUCUGCUCUGACUGAGGCUCGGAAACAGAUCCAGUCGGCGAUAACCGAGGUAUCGGAAUCAAACCGAAAUCUGAUGGAAAAAUACGAGAGGGAAAUGCUCCUGAGGAAGAAAUACCAUAACCAGCUGGUGGAGCUCCGAGGUAAUAUCCGGGUGUUGUGUAGAGUAAGACCGGUCACUGAGUGUAACCAGACUGAGGGCAGUGGUACAGCCGUGGUAUUCGAAGAGAUCGAGCCCCUCAUUACCUCCUGCAUCGACGGGUACAACAUCUGUAUUUUUGCCUACGGACAAACGGGAUCUGGAAAGACUUACACCAUGGAGGGAGUGGCCGAGGACCCCGGCAUUAACCAGCGGGCACUGAGGGCCCUCUUCAGGGAGACGAAGGAAAGAGGUGAAUCCUGGACGUACACCAUCUCUCUCAGCAUGGUGGAGAUCUACAACGAACAACUGAGUCAUCAGGACACAGGCAAGGGUCCAAUUACCAAUAUAAGGUCAAAACAACAAUUUAUAAGCGAAAAUGAGGACCUGAGGUCAAAGGUCCAUCUCCUGGAGACAUCCCUGCAGCAGAAGCUCGAGCAGUUAUUACGGCUGGAGACACAAAUGAGCAACAUGCAGUGGAGGAACGGGGAGGCGAGGCAGCUGGUGGAGAGAGUGCGAGGACUUCAACUCGAGCUUGAACAAUAUCGAGAACGGCCAGCGGAGAUACAGUACGUCACCCAGCGAGUGGAGGUAGAUUCUCCAGGGACACUGAAAUCACUCCAGGAUUGUGAGCAGAGAAACCGGCAGCUCCUGGAUCAGCUCUCAGUACAAGGGGAGCUUCAGCAAACUGAGCAACAACUGAGGGGCUCUCAGGAGAACAGCUUGGAACUCAAAUACAAGAUUCUGGUGUACGAGGCUGAGAUUCAGAAACUCCGCGAGGAGCUCCUUCAGAAGAUCAGUCACCUGGAGGCAAGCAAGGAUGAAGCUGUCAAAGAGGCGUCCGAAUGUUCCGAGGAUCACCUGGAGGAGCUCCGACAGCAGUUCACAGGAAUGCAGCAGAACCUGAGCACAUUGAAACCGGUGCUGAAGACGAUGAAAGUGAAUUACUGCAGCCUGCGGAGUCAGGUCAAAAACUUCUCCCAGAUUUACGAAUCUGCUCUGACUGAGGCUCGGAAACAGAUCCAGUCGGCGAUAACCGAGGUAUCGGAAUCAAACCGAAAUCUGAUGGAAAAAUACGAGAGGGAAAUGCUCCUGAGGAAGAAAUACCAUAACCAGCUGGUGGAGCUCCGAGGUAAUAUCCGGGUGUUGUGUAGAGUAAGACCGGUCACUGAGUGUAACCAGACUGAGGGCAGUGGUACAGCCGUGGUGAGCACUGACCCAACCGUGGACUGCAGGGUCAGGAUGAUGUAUAAAGGCAAAACGAGAACCUUUGAACUGGACAAGGUGUUUUCAUCACAGGCUACACAAGAGGAGGUAUUCGAAGAGAUCGAGCCCCUCAUUACCUCCUGCAUCGACGGGUACAACAUCUGUAUUUUUGCCUACGGACAAACGGGAUCUGGAAAGACUUACACCAUGGAGGGAGUGGCCGAGGACCCCGGCAUUAACCAGCGGGCACUGAGGGCCCUCUUCAGGGAGACGAAGGAAAGAGGUGAAUCCUGGACGUACACCAUCUCUCUCAGCAUGGUGGAGAUCUACAACGAACAACUGAGGGAUCUCCUCGGGAAAGACCCUCAUGAAAAGUUGGAAAUCAAGCUGAAGCCAGACGGCAGUGGACACCUCCAUGUCCCUGGCCUGAAGCAUGUGGAGGUCAAACGUUACGAAGAGAUUGGAAAGGUCCUGACAUUGGGCCGGAGAAACCGGGUUACCCAGAGCACCAACAUGAACCAGCACAGCUCCCGCUCGCACGCCCUGCUGACCAUCACUGUCACAGGAACGGACAACAGGACCAACACCAAGACAGCAGGGAAGCUGAACCUGGUGGAUUUGGCCGGCUCGGAGCGAGUCUGGAAAUCAGGAGCGGAAGGUGAGAGGUUGAAGGAGGCUCAGAAUAUCAACAAAUCCCUGCUGGCACUCGGGGAUGUCAUCCAGGCUCUGAGAGCCAAACAGAACCACAUCCCAUUCCGGAAUUCCAAGCUCACCUACCUGCUCCAGGAUUCACUGGGAAAGGGCAACAAAACUGUCAUGGUGGUCCAGGUGUCUCCGCUGUUAACGGAUUUGGGAGAGUCCAUGUGUUCGCUGAAAUUCGCUCACAGAGUUUGCAAAGUGGAGCAGGGGCCGGCCAGUCAAUGUCUGCUACCUCUAGGAACUGAUCCUUCACCUUGA
This is a messenger RNA of Carcharodon carcharias (great white shark), 2967 nucleotides long. RefSeq names its product kinesin-like protein KIFC3. Gene Ontology annotation, biological process: microtubule-based movement. Gene Ontology annotation, molecular function: microtubule motor activity; microtubule binding; ATP binding. The record is from RefSeq and is a predicted model, not a curated record. NCBI's taxonomy places the organism in Eukaryota, Metazoa, Chordata, Chondrichthyes, Lamniformes, Lamnidae.